AUGCUCAAUAAUUCAUUUCUAGAAAACGCGAAGAAUUCUUCGUCGCAAAGUAUUGACGAAAGUAUGGUAAAAUUCAAAGGGAGAUCUUCUUUGAAACAAUACAUGCCACUCAAACCAAUAAAACGUGGUUACAAAGUUUGGUGCCGUAAUGAUAGUCAAACCGGAUAUUUAUACGAGUUUGAGAUAUACACGGGCAAGACAGCAGAGGGGGUAGAAAAAGGCUUAGGCGCUGACGUGGUAAAAAGAUUGACAAGCAAACUAAUGCAAGAAGAAUUUAUCAAACAUGUCGCAUUUGAUAAUUAUUUUUCAGACACUUCUCUGCUCCAGUAUUUACAUGAAAACGGUUUAUUUUGUACCGCAACAGUCCGUCGAAACAGAGUUGAAUUGCCUGCAAUAAUAAAAGAAAAGAAGAAGUUGAAAUUACAGAAAGGCCAAUUCAAAUGGAGAACUAAUAAGGACGUUGCUUUGUUAGUUUGGCAGGAUACAAAAAGAAGUGUUAGUAUUGAGCACAGCAUUUCACCCUAA
Messenger RNA from Parnassius apollo (apollo), 525 nucleotides. The record is from the annotation of a GenBank genome assembly. Lineage: Eukaryota; Metazoa; Arthropoda; Insecta; Lepidoptera; Papilionidae.